This is a messenger RNA of Alnus glutinosa, 702 nucleotides long. Its product is annotated as peamaclein. The record is from RefSeq and is a predicted model, not a curated record. Bases 214 to 480 code for a protein of 88 amino acids. The transcript is spliced from 2 exons. Lineage: Eukaryota; Viridiplantae; Streptophyta; Magnoliopsida; Fagales; Betulaceae.
GCUACCGAGGUACUUUUUACCAUUUUCAAAGACCAUCCAAAACCUCCAGCUGUUCUCUUGUCCCAUUGAUUUUACUCACCCUCGUACAGUACACUCAACUUCCAGCUAGCUAGCUAUAAAUGUUACCUCUUACUCACACACUUGCUUCAAUAUACUCAAGUACAGUAAAACCUUUGCAGCUCUGAUCGCACAAGCUAGCCUGCCAAAGCAAAGAUGAAGCUCUUCUUUGCCACCCUUCUGCUUUGUUCUCUUCUCCUAUGCUCCUCUUUCUUGGAGCCUGUCAUGGCUUAUUCAGAAUUUUGCACGAAGAAGUGCUCAGACAGGUGCUCAAAAGCAGGGGUGCAGGAUCGGUGCAUGAAGUACUGCGGGAUAUGCUGUGAGGAGUGCAAGUGUGUUCCCUCUGGGACUUAUGGGAACAAGCAUGAGUGCCCUUGCUACAGAGACAAGAAGAAUGCCAAGGGCAAGCCCAAGUGCCCUUGAAUGAAAUUAAUGGAUCUCUUGGAGUAAUUAAAAGAUACUUAGCGUUAAAUUAGUCUCUGUUCAGUACUGGGAUUAGCUACUUCUGCUUAAAUAAAUAAAUUGUAGCAUGGCUGCCUUUUUCUCUAGUUCGUGAGAAGCUGGAACCAUGUGUUUAUUAAUUCUCGAUUAACGUGGAGAUGUGUAUGGAAUGUAUCAUUUCUCAAAUAAAUGUCUUUUUCAUUA